AUGCCUCUGCCUACCCUAGGCCGGGUCCUCGCACGCGCGCCUGCCCGGGGGCGCGCCCUGCCUCGCUCCGGGGCCGUGCUCGUCGCGCCCACGACCUCCUGUGGCCGUGCCCGGAGUUCUGCCCGCCCACGCCCGCCGCGGCUCCCGCCCCGCCGUCCCGCCUCGUCUGCGCGCGCGCCCGCCGUGGCCGCGUUCGGCCACCGCCGACCCCGCGCUGCACCGCCACCGCCCUGCUGCUCCCUGCCGCAGCCACCUCCGCCGUCGCGGCCAUCCCCCCUCGCGCUCGCCUCUCCCUCGCCGCGCAUCGCUCGCGCGCGCGCGUACCGCGCCACUCUGGCCACUCCGGCCCCCUCCCGCACAUGCCCCGCUCGCCUCCCUGCUGGUCCCAGCCACCGCCGCGACCAGCGCAUCGGGGCCGCGCCCAUCUGGCUCGGCCACGGCCACUCCUCCUCCACGCGCGGCCGUGCCCGCCGCCGGCAGGCCGUCCUGGCCACUGGCCUCGCCCUGCAGCGCUCCCUGCGGGCGAGCGCCCGCUCCUGGCGCCCGGUAGCCCGACCCGCUAAGGCCCUGGCCCAAUGA
Messenger RNA from Aegilops tauschii subsp. strangulata, 579 nucleotides. The record is from RefSeq and is a predicted model, not a curated record. NCBI's taxonomy places the organism in Eukaryota, Viridiplantae, Streptophyta, Magnoliopsida, Poales, Poaceae.